UCACGCCCUUCAGAACCACGCCUCUUUUGUCCCUCAGCGCUUCCCGUAGCGGCGCCGUCAUCGCGGCGGGAGCGGCCCCGGAAAAUGCUGAGGAGCCUGAGAGGACUCGUGUGCCGUUCUCUGAAGCUGCACGGUGGCCGUGCCCUGCCCAGGGCUGGCCUGAGCUCUGUGCCCAGCCAGGAUGUCCCAGCAGGGACAGCGCCAGGGAUUUUCCACACCAGCGAGAGCGACCCGGCCAGGCACUCGGAGCAGCACGAGGGCCGUCUGUACAGCAUCCCCCUGGAGGAGCUGAGGGCUGUGUUCCCCCAGGGGCUGCCCCAUCGCUUCCAGCAGCAGGUCCAGACCUUUAACGAGGCGCGGCUGAUGGUGCGGAGGCCGGCGCUGGAGAUCCUGGCCUGCCUGAAGGGCUCCAACUUUGCCCACCCUGCUGUCAGAUAUGUGAUCUAUGGGGAGAGAGGAACAGGCAAGACCCUGACCCUGUGCCACGUGGUUCACUACUGCUCCAGGCAGGGCUGGCUGGUGCUGCACGUCCCAGAUGCUCAUCUCUGGGUGAAGAACUGCAAGGAGCUCUUUCAGUCUUCCUACAACAAAGCCAGGCUGGAUCAGCCUCUGCAGGCCUCUGUGUGGCUCAAGAACUUCAAAACCUCCAAUGAACGUUUCCUGGAAGAGAUAAAAACACAAAAAAAAUACAUCUGGGGCAGAAGAGAGAGCACAGAGGAGGGCAGACCUUUGAGGGAAGUGGUGGAGCAGGUUUCUCCAGAGGAGCUGACACUGGUGCACAGCCUGCGCAAGAUGCUGACCAACGACUGGACUGGAGGUGCCAUUGUCACCACCCUCAGCCAGACUGGCUCGCUCUUCAAACCCAGCUCAGCCUACACUCCCCAGGAGCUGCUGGGAAAGGAGGGCUUCGAUGCCUUGGACCCCUUUGUGCCCAUCCCGGUCCCCAACUACAGCCCGAAGGAGUUCGAGAGCUGCUACGGCUACUACCUGGAGCGCCGCUGGCUGCAGCACGAGAAAGCGCGCACGGAGGAAGGCAAGGCGGAGCUGCGGUUCCUCAGCGGCUCCAACCCGCGGCAGCUGGACCGGCUGGCGGGACCCCUAUAGCGCAAUAAAGGCUCCGUUCCCCCGG
Messenger RNA from Serinus canaria (Common canary), 1129 nucleotides. It is a transcript of the gene DAP3, whose product is annotated as death associated protein 3. Gene Ontology annotation, biological process: apoptotic process. NCBI's taxonomy places the organism in Eukaryota, Metazoa, Chordata, Aves, Passeriformes, Fringillidae. Gene Ontology annotation, cellular component: mitochondrial small ribosomal subunit; mitochondrial ribosome. Bases 85 to 1104 code for a protein of 339 amino acids. The record is from RefSeq and is a predicted model, not a curated record. The transcript is spliced from 12 exons. Gene Ontology annotation, molecular function: structural constituent of ribosome.